AUGCCGGGUGUCGGCCUCCCGAGCAAACCCAGUGCUCCCCUGGGGACCUUCAGAAAGGUGGGGCUCCCCAUCAUUGCAGCCCUGCUGAGCCUGGCCAUCCUCGUCAUCAUGGCAGUCCUUGGAAACACAGCCUCCCCCCGCCCCGGCUUGACGCCAGCACUCUCUGCCCCUCCCUGCCCCUGCCGGCUAGUCAAGGGGCUCCUGGACAAACACUAUUUCUUCUGCGGGGAGCCGCUCCACUUCAUCCCCAGGGAGCAGCUGUGUGAUGGCCGGAAGGACUGCGCCUCAGGGGAGGACGAGCUACCCUGUGUCAAGAGCUUCCCAGAUGGGCCUCCAGUGGCAGCCCGCCUCUCCAGGGACCCGUCCACGCUGCAGGUGCUGGACCCAGCCACGAGGAACUGGGCCUCUGCCUGUUUCGACAACUUCACAGAAGCUAUGGCCAAGACAGCGUGCGGGCAAAUGGGCUACGACAGCAAACCAACCUUCAGUGCCGUGGAGACUGGCCCAGACCAGGACCUGGAUGUUGUUGAAAUCCUAGAGAACAGCCAGGAGCUUCAGGUGCGGAACCCGAGCGGACCCUAUCUCUCAGGCUCCCUGAUUUCUCUGCAGUGCCUCGCCUGCGGGCAGAGCCGGAAGACCCCUCGGGUGGUGGGCGGGGAGAAGGCCUCUGUGGAGUCCUGGCCCUGGCAGGUCAGCCUCCAGUACGCCGCUCAGCACAUCUGCGGAGGGAGCAUCCUGGACGCCCGCUGGAUCCUCACGGCAGCCCCCUGCUUCAGGAAGUAUCGCGAUGUGCCCAGCUGGAAGGUGACGGCCGGCUCAGACAAACUGGGCAACUUCCCAUCUCUGCCUGUGACCGGGAUCUUCAUUGCUGAGCCCAAGGCCACGUACCCCGAGGAGAAUGACAUUGCCCUCGUGAAGCUGCAGUUCCCACUCACAUUCUCCGGCACGGUCAGGCCCAUUUGCCUGCCCUUCUCUGAUGAGGUGCUCACUCCAGCCACCCCACUCUGGGUCACUGGAUGGGGCUUUACAGAGCAGAAUGGAGGGAAGAUGUCUGACACACUGCAGCAGGCGUCAGUCCAGGUCACUGAGAGCUCUCGGUGCAACGCAGAGGACGCGUACCAGGGGGAAGUUACCGAGAAGACGCUGUGUGCGGGCAUUGUGGAGGGCGGCGUGGACGCCUGCCAGGGGGACAGCGGUGGACCCCUGAUGUAUAACGCUGAGCAGUGGCAGGUGGUGGGCAUCGUGAGCUGGGGCCACGGCUGUGGGGCCCCGAAUAACCCAGGGGUAUAUACCAAGGUCACAGCCUAUCUCAACUGGAUCUACAGUGUCCGGAAGGUGAGUCUGUUCACCCUCCCCACCUUCCUGUGUCCUGGAAGUACCAUCCCAUCCUCAGGCUUGAUUUAAAUGUCUCCGAGACAACGCUUUACAUCCCCAGUAAUUCUCCUUACUGGUAAGUGACAGCCUGAUAGGCAACCAUUAAGAGCUGAAAUUCCUCAGAUCAGAGGUUCCCAUUAAGUGCAAAUACCUUAGGGUAUUAAACACACCCAGCUUUACCACUCUCUAGUCUAUCAGAAUGAGACUGGAUGGGAGAAUGAGACUAUCAGACACUUUCCAGAGAACUGACUCUUAUAAAGAAGGUGGAAAGGUCCAUGAGACCUCCCUGGGGGGUGGGCAAAAAGCUUCAGAAAAGGUAGAUUCAUUUUGCGCACCCACGACUUUGUCCAGUUUCAAAUCAUCUGAUUCUCGCUUUGUUUGUCUCUUAUUCUAGUUGAACCUGUGAGGAUGCUGCCCCUGUGCAGCGCUGGGAACUGCUUCCGCGCUGCCCUGCCACCUGGGCAUCCAGAAGUCAGACCCCCUGGCACACCUCUCUGCCCACAGCCUCAGCAUUUCUUGGUGGGCAAAGAGCCUCCAUUCCUUUAAGAGACCCCACAGGCACCCGGGAGGAAGUCAGCAGCCCCACUUCAGCCACCCUGGUGCUCCCAGCAUCCUAAAGAGAGAGAAACACAGCCCACUGAACCAGACUCGGGCUUAGCCAUGCGUACUGAGACUCUCCUACUGUGCCGAGUAGAAGUAGAUCCUCUGGUGAGAGGCCCGAUCACCAAGCACUGGAGUGGAGGCAGGACAGGGGCGCUUCAGCCCUCUCCUUCACCCGUCCCACGCCCACCCGAGCAAGAAACCAGCUGUAAGGUAAAAUGCACCGUCCUGCUGUUGACAAAAC
Messenger RNA from Manis pentadactyla (Chinese pangolin), 2218 nucleotides. It is a transcript of the gene TMPRSS4, whose product is annotated as transmembrane serine protease 4. Gene Ontology annotation, cellular component: membrane. Bases 1 to 1404 code for a protein of 467 amino acids. Gene Ontology annotation, molecular function: serine-type endopeptidase activity; protein binding. The record is from RefSeq and is a predicted model, not a curated record. NCBI's taxonomy places the organism in Eukaryota, Metazoa, Chordata, Mammalia, Pholidota, Manidae. Gene Ontology annotation, biological process: proteolysis. The transcript has 11 exons.